Cryptomeria japonica (Japanese cedar) is the source of this 1062-nucleotide messenger RNA. RefSeq lists its product as uncharacterized. Bases 89 to 556 code for a protein of 155 amino acids. Lineage: Eukaryota; Viridiplantae; Streptophyta; Pinopsida; Cupressales; Cupressaceae. The transcript has 4 exons. The record is from RefSeq and is a predicted model, not a curated record.
CACCUUAAUUCUUCAAAUAAGUUUAAUUGAAGCUUCAAUCUUGGUCUCAGCGGUAGAACAAGUUAGUGUAUUGUGCAAUUUUGUACUCAUGGUAUCUACAAAGGAAAAUGAUUCACAAAAAGUGAUCGUGUUGAACAAAUCGUUGAAAUUGGCUGAAGGAUGGGUGAAGCAAAUGAAUGUAGGCGAAGACAGUGCAAAAGAUGCGGAAGAAGUGGAAAUUCAGAUUAGGCCUCAAAGGUUGGGUUUAGGAGCAAAGUUUGUUCCUCACUCUAAGUUCGCAACCACCUUGAACCCUGUUGAGAAGAAGCUACGUGCAAAACUAAAUGCUGCCAAACGACAAUCUGCUUCAGGCACUGAAGAGUCAUGCUCAGUUGACAAAGACAGCAAAGCACAUGAGAUAAAGCAUAGCAAUGUAGAUGAUUAUGAUGAUGACGAUGGCGAUUCAGAGAGCAGAGCAAAUACAUUUAACAAGCGUCGAGAAAAAUAUUCAGCCAACUCACUGCAAAGUUCAGUUACAUGUGGAAAGAAAGCAAAAAAGCAGAAGCAAUAUAGAUAGAGGCGGUCUUCUUGUGGACAUGUUUUUGGCCUGAAUCUAUGCAGACAUCCUAUUGGACGGGUUUAAAAGAUUGUGACAAUCAGAAGUCAGUAUAUCCCUUCUUGUGAUAUGUUGGCACCAGUUCAUAAAAAGAGGACCUCAAGAACACGGAAAAUUAAUUGUGGAGGAGGAUAAACAACGCAGCAUUUAUUUCAUACCGAUAAAUAUACCAGUGGCAGUUUCAUCAGAUUGUGAAUCUCUAGGCUCGACUUUAGUCCAGUGCAAUUUUGUGGUUUGUUUCUUGGAAGUUGUAAUAAUUUUCUUAUCACUUCUGGCCCAGAUGUGCAUUUGUUGUAAAUGGAUCUGAUAAUGGUAAACAUGGGUGUGAUAAUGAAUCGUGUUUUGAUCUAUCUUCAAAAGGUGAGAGGAUUAUUCUCUUCGGGAAGGCAGGAAAUUAGAGAUGCUGACAAACAUUAAUGCCAAUUUGAAUUGAAUUAUAUAGGAUUAAUACCAUGGGAUUUCUACAA